GCAUUGUUGGCUCCGCGUUUCCUACGCAAUAACCCAUUGUUAUCGCGUUGUCUCUGUGGAAACGCUUCGCGUAUCUGUGGUAACCGUGGAGAUUCGAUGUUUCUUAUGCAACGGUCUGUUCUAGCGUUUCCAUAGAAGUGCCUCUUCUUUCAGACACGUUACAGUAUAUUUAUCUAAAUACAUACAAAUACGAACGAAUAACCUUUGGGACUGUCGUAUCUAAUGGGACUUUUGUUCGCAUUUAAAAUGGCGGAUAUUGAAAGUUAAUGGUUGCUUUAUAUGUAUUGUAUUUGACCUGUGUUUGUAAUUGAAGGGAAGAAUAGAAGGGCCCUUCUCCACAUCACUUUAUCGUGCCGAACAUGGUGCGAAGUAGUGGUCAUCAUCGUAAACGGUCUCGCAGCAAAUCUGCUAGCCCAGAAAGAAAGAGGAGUAGAAGGUCACGUAGUCGUGAAAGAGUGAAACCUCGCUACAGGCGCAGUAGAUCACGGGACCGAGAGCGAGACUUAUCAGAUAGAGAUCGUCAUCGUCGUUCUCACAGCAGGGAUAGGAAGUGGAAUGACAACAAGGAGAGGAGAUCUGCUUCAUCAAAAUCAAAAAGCAAAUCACUGCGAGAAGUUUCAGGAUCGGAUUCAAAAGAGAGAGAUAAAAAGGAUUCUAAAGGGGAUGAUAAAGCUGAAGAUGAAGCAUUUGAUCCCACAAACCUUGAUAAAGAAGAAGAGCAGAAGAGGCUUGAGCAAGAGAUGCAGAAGAGACGAGAGAGAAUUGAAAGAUGGAGGGCUGAGAGGAAGAAGAAAGAACUUGAAGUUACAAAGAAAGAAAUCAAGGGAAGCCUAUUAGCUAACUUACAACUGCCAAUGAAGAAGUGGACACUGGAAGAUGACAGUGAUGAGGAAGAGGAUAAGCAGGACAAUAAAGAGAACAAGGAUGAAAUUAUAGAGGAGGAAGUUGACCCCCUAGAUGCUUUUAUGCAGGGUGUUCAAGAAGAGGUGAGGAAAGUAAAUAAAAUCGAUGGCAAGAAGACCGAUGGCAAACCAGGAACUGCUGUCAAUAGCAACAGUUCGGGCGUUGUUAUAGUGACAGGCGUUGCCAAAAAGAAAGUUGACAAAAAGAAAGGGGAACUAAUUGAACAAAACCAAGAUGGCUUGGAGUACUCAUCAGAAGAGGAGGAGGAAGAUCUUAAUGCAACAGCAGCUGGGAUUGCCAACAAGCAGAAGAAGGAACUGGCAAAGGUGGACCAUUCCAACAUGCAGUAUACACCCUUCCGCAAGAACUUCUAUGUAGAAGUACCAGAGAUAGCACGAAUGACAGCUGAAGAAGUGGAGGCAUACAAGGAGGAACUGGAAGGUAUCAGGGUAAAAGGGAAGGGUUGCCCGAAACCGAUCAAAACUUGGGCUCAGUGUGGUGUCAGUAAGAAGGAACUGGAUGUGCUGAAGAAACAGAGCUAUGAAAAACCAACACCAAUCCAGGUGCAGGCCAUACCUGCCAUCAUGUCAGGACGAGACUUGAUUGGUAUUGCUAAAACAGGAAGUGGGAAAACACUGGCUUUCCUUUUACCAAUGUUACGGCACAUUAUGGACCAGCCACCACUGGAAGAAAUGGAGGGACCAAUAGCUGUUAUCAUGACUCCAACCCGUGAGCUAUGUAUGCAGAUUGGGAAGGAAUGUAAGAAGUUUACCAAAUCAUUAAACCUAAGGGCUGUGUGCGUGUAUGGAGGUACUGGAAUAUCUGAACAGAUUGCGGAGCUGAAACGGGGAGCAGAGAUCAUUGUAUGCACUCCUGGUCGAAUGAUUGACCUUCUGGCUGCUAACAGCGGAAGAGUGACAAAUCUGAAGCGUGUAACAUACGUGGUAUUGGAUGAAGCCGAUCGAAUGUUUGAUAUGGGUUUUGAGCCCCAGGUGAUGAGAAUUAUUGAAAACAUCAGACCAGACCGACAAACUGUAAUGUUCAGUGCUACAUUUCCUCGGCAGAUGGAAGCCCUUGCACGGCGUAUUCUCACAAAACCAAUAGAAAUCCAGGUUGGGGGUCGCAGUGUGGUGUGUAAAGAAGUGGAACAACAUGUGGUUAUUUUGGAAGAGGAGCAGAAGUUCCUCAAGCUGCUUGAGCUUCUGGGGCACUACCAAGGCCUGGGCAGCAUCAUUGUGUUUGUGGACAAGCAGGAGAAUGCCGACAUCCUACUUAAGGACCUUAUGAAAGCGUCAUAUCAAUGCAUGUCACUUCAUGGGGGCAUUGACCAGUUUGACCGAGACAGUACUAUAGUUGAUUUCAAGUCAGGCAAGGUGCGACUGCUUGUGGCAACUUCAGUUGCUGCGCGGGGUCUUGAUGUCAAACAUCUCAUCCUUGUUGUCAAUUAUGACUGCCCUAACCAUUAUGAGGAUUAUGUUCAUAGAUGUGGAAGAACUGGCAGGGCUGGCAACAAGGGAUUUGCAUACACAUUCAUCACACCUGAGCAAGAGAGGUAUGCAGGGGACAUCAUACGAGCACUUGAGUUAUCUCUAGUACCAGUACCAGACCCUCUAAGAAUGCUCUGGGAUCGCUAUAAGGCCAAACAAGCUGCUGAGGGCAAGAAAGUCCACACAGGUGGAGGUUUCAGUGGCAAGGGCUUUAAGUUUGAUGAAGCAGAAGCCAUGAUGGUGAGCGAGAAAAAGAAGUUUCAGAAGGCUGCUCUUGGUUUGCAGGACUCUGACGAUGAGGAUUUGGAACAUGACAUUGACCAGCAAAUUGAGAACAUGUUAGCACCAAAGAGAAUUGUUAAGGAAAUAAAAGCACCAAUAGGAAUGAACCCAGGUGCCCCAGUGGUGCCAAGCCAGCUGAUUCCAUCAGCUACAGACAAGUUGGAGCUGGCUCGUCGUCUUGCCUCACGUAUCAAUAUGGCGAAGAACCUUGGAGCAGAGGCUAAGGGAGCAACCCAACAGGCUGCAGAAGCCAUCCUCAAAGGUGGUGGAUCACAGCCUCUCAUUACGGCAAAGACAGUAGCAGAGCAGCUGGCUGCGAAGUUGAACACCAAGCUCAAUUAUCAGCCCAAAGAGGAGGAUGAUAAAGCAGAAGAGGAACAGGUGGAGACAUUCCGGAAAUACGAGGAGGAGCUGGAGAUCAAUGACUUCCCUCAGCAGGCUCGAUGGAGAGUCACAUCCAAGGAGGCUUUGGCUCAAAUCAGUGAGUACUCUGAGGCUGGAAUCACUGUUCGUGGUACAUAUUUCACACCAGGAAAACCAGCACCAGAAGGGGAACGGAAGUUGUACCUUGCUAUUGAAAGUACCAAUGAGCUGGCUGUGUCUAAAGCAAAGAUAGAAAUAACACGGCUGAUAAAGGAGGAGCUGCUGAAAUUACAGAGCUCAGCUCACCAUAUCAUGAAUAAGGCACGCUACAAGGUUGUGUAGUGACACUGUUUUCGAAGUUCUUGAUGCCACUAUUUUCCUUUCAACAGUUUGCAGAACUAGGCUAUAUCUUGUAAGAAAGUAAUGUACUGUUAGUUUUCAUUGUCAGAAAUUCUUGGAUCAGAUUAUGAAGUUCACACUUUUAACAUAAUUCUUUGUAUAGAUCUCAUUUUUAAAGAAAAGACUAUACAAUGUUUGGACAGACUAUUAUGUUUUCUGGAUGUGAAAAUAUGUGUAUGAAAAUGUUAUUAAUAUUUUUAUGUGAUUCAUAUAGGAGAAUUAAGCAUAAUACUUAUGGUGUAGAAACCCAUAACCACGUAUCUCACCAGUUCCCUCCUUCCUGUUGCAGUAAAAAGGAAUAAAUCAAAUUUGGAGGAGAAGGAAUUUA
Molecule: messenger RNA, 3762 nt
Organism: Cryptotermes secundus
Lineage: Eukaryota; Metazoa; Arthropoda; Insecta; Blattodea; Kalotermitidae
Gene: Prp5
Product: probable ATP-dependent RNA helicase DDX46
Exons: 20
Coding region: 360-3377 (1005 amino acids)
Biological process (GO): mRNA splicing, via spliceosome
Cellular component (GO): nucleus
Molecular function (GO): ATP binding; RNA helicase activity; nucleic acid binding
Source: RefSeq, a predicted model, not a curated record